Messenger RNA from Xiphophorus maculatus (southern platyfish), 796 nucleotides. It is a transcript of the gene sfr1, whose product is annotated as SWI5 dependent homologous recombination repair protein 1. The transcript has 3 exons. Gene Ontology annotation, biological process: positive regulation of DNA-templated transcription; double-strand break repair via homologous recombination. Lineage: Eukaryota; Metazoa; Chordata; Actinopteri; Cyprinodontiformes; Poeciliidae. Gene Ontology annotation, cellular component: Swi5-Sfr1 complex. The coding region runs from base 164 to 778 and encodes 204 amino acids. The record is from RefSeq and is a predicted model, not a curated record.
CGGAAAGAGAGUCGUCUUCGGUGGGUGUUCAAACGAAAGUGCUAUUUUUGAACAAAAAGACUUUAUAUAUAAAAGCUUCAAUUUGCAAACUUAAUGUUGCAAACGCAGCUGACUUGUACUGCAUUGGCGAAAGAGUUCACAUGAGUCAAAGUGAUUUUAACUAAUGGAGAUCACACCGAAAGUAGCCAAACUAUCAUGUGGGUCUCCAUCACCUUGUUCAGUCGAGUCAAGCCCCUCUGAGUUUAAAGAAGAGCUUCAUUCUGGGCUGAGUGCCUCCCUAAGGGAAAGGCUGAAGAGAACACGGCGUUCCUUCAUCUCCCCCCUUUCUGUGGCCAAGCGCCUUUGUGUUGACAGUGAGGAGGAGGAAGAUGCCCCACCUGCUCCAGCAGGCUCCCAGGAGACUAUUACUGUCCACACUAUGGAUGCAAACAGGACUGAAGUGAAGCUGGGCAGUGAGAGGUUGCCCUCACUUGCUCCCCAACCAUCACACAUGUCCUCAGGAGAUUUAGCUCUACAGCUGAGGAAGGAAGUAAAGGAGAAAACAGAGACACUGCGUCGACUCAAGAUGGUGAAAAUGUACAGAAGCAAGAAUGAUUUGACGCAGCUCCAAACGUUGAUUGACAAGUGGCGCAGUUGUGCUCAGGCUGCUCUGUAUGAGCUCCAGUCAGAGUUCCCUAUAGACGGAAGGAAGGCCGACCUGUCCGAGCUCAUUGACCUCUUUGGUCUGGAUGAUAGCAUUCUGUGCUUUGACCGUCCAGAGGGAGACUUCAUUACAUAAUGCCAGAAGAAGUAUCUU